Molecule: messenger RNA, 4842 nt
Organism: Tigriopus californicus
Lineage: Eukaryota; Metazoa; Arthropoda; Copepoda; Harpacticoida; Harpacticidae
Gene: kibra
Product: protein kibra-like
Exons: 13
Coding region: 151-4386 (1411 amino acids)
Biological process (GO): regulation of DNA-templated transcription; negative regulation of organ growth; cell migration
Cellular component (GO): cytoplasm
Molecular function (GO): kinase binding; molecular adaptor activity
Source: RefSeq, a predicted model, not a curated record
GAGGCAUCCUCUCCCCAUCCUCUUGAUCAAGGAGCGACUUGAUAGUUGAAGGAGCAGUGUGCGGUGGUAAUCAUGGACAAGAGUGUCAGUAACGAGUGAGACUGUGCACGGUGAGAGUGUCGUCAGCAGCAGCCUCGCUCUUAGGGUAGAAUGCCCAAGGAGAAACGACAGAGUGAAGAAUAUGAAUCUAACAAUAAUAAUCAUACUAUGAGCUAUGUGGAUGUGAAUAAUAGUGUGCCGACAACGGAAAGUGCUCUUCUACCUCAGGGUUGGGACGUGGGAAGAGACUUCGAUGGAAAGGUUUACUACAUUGAUCACAACACAAAGAAAACAACAUGGAUAGAUCCAAGAAUUCAGCUCAAUCGCAGCUAUCAUCAUUCGAGUUCAAAUGUAUCGGAGCCGGUUCCCAUGAAUCACUGGGAGCAAAUGGUGCCAGAUUCCGCAAGCCAAGGCCACCGAAGGCUGCCAACCUUGUCAUCCUGCCAAUUGGCAGAUAGCAAUAGGUCUCUGGCCUCGUCUUGUUCCUCCUCCCUCCAACCAGCCCCUUCUCUUCAUGAGGUGUCUCAGUCCAGACUCAGCAACCAUCAUGUUCCUGUGCCUCAGCAGCAUUCUUCCCAUGGCCAUUACCCAUCCUACCCGACAGGUUUGCCACCCUUGCCCCUUCUUCAUCAUGCGCCAGGGUUGCCCAAUGGAACACUGGAGCCCAACCCUGAGUGGCGUGGCCUUCAGGAGGACAUGCUUCGACAAUAUCUGGCCACGGCGGAAUGUGACCUUCGAGCCAAACAAGAACUGGUGGACAUCAAGCAACAGAGGUUACACCUGGCUCAAGACGAAUUCAGACAUCUAAACAACACGUUGACAGCUCUGUCGGCCAGCAAUUCCUCAUCAGUUCAUUCUUCACCCACACCUUCCACAUAUUCUCGCAUGUCUAAUUAUGGGUAUGGUUCGGCUAAAUCGGCGUCGGUUCCAGCCUCGGCUUGUGGCUCGGCCUCCACGUCCCCUUAUCUUAAUGCCAAGGACGGCCUUUACACGGCCUUGUGUAAAGGCUUCCAUGCCUCACAGACGAGUUUGAACUCCACUGGUUCAGUUUCGAGUACAAAGUAUGAUCCGGACCUUUUGAAGUCCGACGUCCAGCAUGCCAAGGCCCGAGUGCAAAGGCUGAAACAAGAAUUGGCCAACAUUGACACCGAGAUGUCCUACAAACAGAAAGGCGUCGAAACCUUGGCCAACGUGAGUGCCAAAUACUCGGAUGAGCAACACAACCUGACGCUAGAGGAGGCCCAAGCCAUCAAGAAUGAGUUGUACCACAUCCAAAAGUCACUUUCCGUGGGGGAGCAGGAGAAAAUUGAGCUCAUGAAGAGCCUGGCUUGUCUCAAAGAUGAUUUGACGCGGUUGCAACAUUCCGAGAGCUCGCUUGACGUAUGUUCGGCUCCAAUGGAAAAAUUCUCCACAGCUUCUCAAACAGAUAUUUCUGGGGAGAUGAUCCCUGUGGGUACGAGACUGGCGGAAAUGGCCAAACUCCGGCUCCAAUACGACGAGGCCCGGCGAUAUGUCCAAGAUAUUCAGCAGAGUUUGGCAUCGUUGGAGGAGCGCAUGCUUCCUGGCCAACUGGAAUCUGAUAAGGAUCGUCUGCUCCUGAUCCAGGACAAAGAGCAACUCCUCCGAGAAUUGCGAUCAAUCACACCUCGAUCGCGAUCCAAUCACGAGAUGACAGAGAUCCGAGAAAAGAUCCGCCGCCUUGAGCAAGACCUCAACAACGCCAUGGAAAUCAGCAAUCGCCGGAUCGCGGAGAGGCUCAAAAUACACGAGGAUAAGCAGAUUCUCCUCCAACAACUCCGGGAUGGUCUUCGCGCCGUUUCUCGGCUUGAAUCUCAGUUGAAGCUUCUGUCGGCGUCAACCAUGUCCAUGAGUUCGUCCUCCUCACUCGGAUCCCUAUCCUCAUCCCAUGCCUCAUCCAAAGGCUCCUUGUCCUCCCUCUCAUUCACCGAUAUCUAUGGCUUAUCCACUACCACUCCGUCCGAUCCUUCAAUGCUCGACCUUCACCGACGCGUGGACAAGAUCUUAAACAACAAUGCCACCGAAAAGCAAUCUGAAUCCUCGUCCUCCAAUGAUGAAUCAUCCUCCCUUCUGACCCCUGAAAGCGAAACCUCGCCCCUCAGUCAGUCUCAAAUGAAUCAAAUAAGCAAUUUCUCGUCCCGAAGCUCUCUGAAUUCGGUCUCGCCUCCCGUGAGCCCUCAAGAUGCUCAACUCCAACCACCUUCGUACGAACAAGCAUUUCUGGGUUCUAACGAACGACAGCGGAGACUUCAACACCAACAACAGCACAUGCAUUUAGAGGUGAAUAAAGUGUCCUUACCCGAAUUGACCGACUUUAAGCUUGGGAACAGAGCCAUGCCGCCCAAAUUGUCCACCAUAUCCGAAAACUUGGGCCGCGAAACCUACAACAGUGCCUUAAUGCAAUCUACUGAUGACUUCAACAACCCCUCCGAGCCUCUUUCACCCAUAUCCGAGUCGGUGAACGAGCCCUUAUCCUUCACCAGUGGGAUCCAAAGCAAGGCCUCGUCGGCUGUGUUGUCUUCAAGUGCCUCAGUGGUGGCAUCGGCGGGUAUAAGUGAAGAAUCCGUAGCCGGAGACUCGGGUGUGUUUGAGGCCUCCACGAGGAAACAAAGCGAAAUCGGAGGCCUCUCGUCCUCUCUGGAAACUGCUCAAGUUCAAAUCAGCCUAAGAUACUCUUUGAGUGACUCUCUAUUACACAUUGGCCUCGAGCGGGCGCGGAACCUCGCCGCUCUUUUCAUACCGGAAAAUCGAAAAAUAUGCAUGAAGGCGUCUUUACUGCCAUCCCCGGUGUCUACGAAUUGGACGUUCUGCUCCCAAUCCGUGACCAACAUCCACAAGCCCACUUUCGGAGAGACGUUUCCAGUGUCCGUUUCGCGGAACAAACUGGGUUCCAAGACCCUUCAAGUGAACGUUUGGUCCACUGCUCCUGAUGGUCGUGAGGAAUGUCUUGGCGCGGCUCAAGUCAGCUUGGCCGACUUUGACAUCAAAACCGUCCGCGUUCAGUGGUACAACAUCUUGAGCUACCACUUUAUGCGUCAGCCUAAUGAAAGUAGGCCGCAAAAUCAUCAUGAAAGUGCGCUAAGUAGUGCUAUCUCCAGCAAGCAAAGCACUUUGAAAGAGGAAAGCAGCGACGAAUCCACCAUCAUAUCCUCCCAAACGUCCACACUCACUCGAAAUAUUGGACCCGAAGCAUUGAUGGCUCAAUUUGGAAUCGCUGCUGGUGACCUCAGUGUGGUUAAUGGGGAGUUCGAGCCGUCGGAUGAUGAGAACGAUGAGAGUGCUCUCCACCACGCAGAAAUGCUUCCUACAGAAAAAGAGAUCAUGUUCACUUUGAGCGCCUUGGAUCAAGACCAGAUUGAAAAUGAUCAGGCCCAAUUGCCGCAAGAUUUGGCAGAUAAAGAAACGAAUACCGAGUGUGUCUUUCUGCAGCCGAGUGCCUCUCCGAGAAAAAGUGGACCUGUGGCUGAUUCUGUGUCUGCUUUGGUAAAAAGAUCGCAAACGUUUUCACCCAGUGCUCCCAUCAACAAGAGUGAUUACAACUGCAGACUCAUUCGAAGUGACUCAGAUUCGGCCAUGUCAAUCCGGAAGCGAUUGGCUUUCCAACGUUCCAUGUUGGAACGCCGAUCUUUGCGAGUGCCCGCCAACGCUCCUCGUUCCCCGUUGAAAAGUCAUUCCAGCAAGUCCAUGUCCAAGUCUGGGUCCUCCAGUGCCAAAAUUCCGUCCAUAAAAACCUCCUUGGAUUUGGAACUUGAUCUUGCAGCUCAACAGACCAAGCUGAAACUUCUUCAAGACGAGAUUGAUCGCUUGAAAGACAUCAAGGACAAGCUAGAAAGUGAGCGAGGAAAAGGAAACAAGGAAUUGCCCAUGUGGUUCCAGGAACAAGAAAACUUGCAGCAAAUCAUGUCCAAGUUGCAGACGGACAAUCAGUCUGUUAGUAAAUCGAAAGAGGAAAAGCGCAUAGAGAAAAUGUUGAGAAAAACUGAUCGUGAUAUCUACAAACUGAGGAAGAUGAAGACCGCCUCCAAAGGUCAAUUGGAUAUUCUGGCUUUCAAGGAGAAGAUGGCCUUCUUUACCACUAUCAAGAAUGAAGUCCCCGCCGUGAUCACGACUUCCGAAAUUGACUCCGACGCGGAACAGGUCGAGGACGAGGACACGGCCUCCGAGAGUGGAUCCACCCUGAAGCACGCCCUCACGUCUCGAUUGGAUCAACUGAGCCUGGAAGAAAGCGUAGUGGAUAGUGAGCCAAAUCCACCUCGUUCACGUAGUCUCGAAAAUGUUCAAGAGCGUUUCACCUAUGAGAUCGAUCCGGACAUUGGAGUCAUUGUUUAGAACGUGCCUACUCGAGAGCUUCCGUCUCGUGGACGAAGCUUUGCUCAACCUAAAUGUGAAAAUGAGGCACCCUUGUGAAUCAAAAGCACCCCAACCGCCCUCUCUCCCAUUAUCCCAAAGGGGAUGGAACAUGCAAUAUAACUUCCAUCUCAUCAUCCGCGCUCCUUACAUGAAGAUUCAUACAGAACUCACCUCUUAUUUCCUCCUAUCCACUUCCUUCCUCUUUUGGCCUUAUUCUGUGUAUUGUUUUCAAGUAUGGUGCUAAUUGUUGAAGAUAUGUAAGGGCCGCCCAAAAGUGCGUGGAACCCGUUGCCCACGGAUAAUUGUGUCUCCCUUCGAGUGUUACUGUUCCUGGGAACUGGCCGUGUCAUCCCAUACGUGACUCUGUUUCAUUGACACGUUCGUGUCUUCUACCUAAUACGUGGCGAAAAUCGAAAAAUAGAUAACUAAAAGCGA